AUGGACGGCUACAAUCUCACCACGGUGACUCACUUUAUCCUCAUGGGGCUCUCUGACCUCCCUGAGGUGCGCUAUCCUCUCUUUGUGUUCUUUGCCGUCAUCUACCAGGUCACCUUGGUGGGAAAUGGGGCCAUUCUCUUGGCCAUCAGGAUGGAGAAGAAGCUGCGUACACCCAUGUAUUACUUUCUGGCCAAUCUGUCCCUCUUAGACAUAUUCUGCCCAUCAGCUACUGUCCCCAAGAUGCUGGACAACCUCUUGACUGGGAAUCACAGCAUUUCCUUCCUGGGCUGUGCUUUACAGGUUUACUUCCUGGUGGCACUAGUAGGGACUGAAUUCUUCCUUCUCAGUGUCAUGGCUUAUGACCGGUAUGUGGCCAUCUGCUUCCCCCUUCGAUACAAUCUCAUCAUGACCGAGGCUCGCUGUGCCCUGCUCACAGCUGGGACCUGGGCAGCAGGGUUUCUCAAUUCCCUCCUUCAUACUGUGUCCACCUUCUGCCUGUCUUUCUGCAAAUCCAAUCGGAUUAACCAGUACUACUGUGACAUCCCCCCAUUGGUGGCCCUCUCCUGCUCAUCCAAGUCCAUGAUAGACAUGGUCGUGUUAGUGGAAAGAGGGAUUUUGGGGAUUGGUGCCUUCUUGACCACAUUUAUCUCUUACAUCUACAUCAUAUCUGCCAUCCUGAACAUUCAGUCUGUGGAAGGUAAGCGCAAAGCCUUCUCCACAUGUGCUUCCCACCUCCUGGUGGUCUGCUUGUUCUAUGGCACAGCCACAUUCACCUACAUGCAACCCUCUUCUCAUGGACGCUCUCCCGCUGGCCACAGCCUCAUCCCCAUGCUCUAUGGGGUUAUUACCCCAAUGUUAAACCCCAUGAUCUACAGCUUGAGGAACAGAGAGGUGAAAGGCGCAGUCAGCAGGGUCUUCUGUCAUGGAACAUGUUCACAGGAAAUGCAAGAGUAA
This is a messenger RNA of Manis pentadactyla (Chinese pangolin), 954 nucleotides long. Its product is annotated as olfactory receptor 5V1-like. Bases 1 to 954 code for a protein of 317 amino acids. Lineage: Eukaryota; Metazoa; Chordata; Mammalia; Pholidota; Manidae. Gene Ontology annotation, biological process: G protein-coupled receptor signaling pathway. The transcript has a single exon. Gene Ontology annotation, molecular function: G protein-coupled receptor activity; olfactory receptor activity. Gene Ontology annotation, cellular component: membrane. The record is from RefSeq and is a predicted model, not a curated record.